GAAGAGACAGCUCUCUCUGCUGUGUCUGCGUGAAAUUUAACACCAUGUGUGAUGGUGAUGCCAGCAGCGCAGUUGUUCGAAUUGAACCCCUUCAUGAGCGCUGGGACUUGGUGGAAGUGUGCUCAGAGCUUUUAAAUGUCCAGUGGAAACGCAGCACGGGAGCUCGAAUUCACUCCCUCCGCCAAUCGAGUCACAACUAUCCUGUGUGUCUCCUCCUACUAAAUGGGAAGAGGGGGAGUCAAGAUGAGAAACUAAUCGGCCACGCCCGUUUGUCCCGCGUACUGGGAAGUCGUAGCCUGUUCGUGGAGUCUGUUGUGGUGUGUAGCACCCUACGGGGGAUGGGAUACGGGCGUGUCCUGAUGGAAGGUGUAGAACGAUAUGCCAGGGGGCGGGGCUGCACCCGAUUGUGCCUAACUACCCACGAUAUGCAACACUUCUACGCUCAUCUGGGGUUUGUGCUGUCUAAACCGGUCCAAAGUGUUGGAACACUGGCAUCCUUCAUGCCUGAGGAGAUGCUACACAAGUUCUGUAGGACAGGAGAGAAUGAGGAGAAAGAAGAGGAGGAGCAAGAGAGGAAGAGUGCUAAAGUGUCCUCGAAGUCAUUAAGCAAUUGUACACCACCACCACCACCUCCUCUUCCUACAAUCUUCUGUCCUCCUCCACCCCCACUUCCUCCUAACUCCACUUCUUCUCCUCCACCACCUCCGUCUCUUCCUCCCAUGUCUUGGACUCCAGUUAACCAGACUCUGGAACAAACGCCAUACACGGACAACAGAGGUCUGCCCAUCUUCUGGAUGCACAAGGACAUUUGAGACUGAUAGACAUACCUUAAAAACAGAAUUAUUCAGGGAUGCACAAACAGUGUUUAAUGGACAAGAAAGAUCCCAUAAACCUGCUCGUCAAGACUCCACUCCACAUACUGUACUGUGACAAUCUUAAUACCAACGUGCCUUAAUAUUAAAGUUUACUUGUAUUUAUUUAGUUUUUAUUUUAAAGUCAUUGAAAAGGAUUUUCAGAGAAUAAAAACUUUCGUUCGAUA
Molecule: messenger RNA, 1039 nt
Organism: Paramisgurnus dabryanus
Lineage: Eukaryota; Metazoa; Chordata; Actinopteri; Cypriniformes; Cobitidae
Product: N-alpha-acetyltransferase 80-like
Biological process (GO): protein acetylation
Cellular component (GO): cytoplasm
Molecular function (GO): acetyl-CoA binding; N-acetyltransferase activity
Source: RefSeq, a predicted model, not a curated record